This is a messenger RNA of Lolium rigidum, 787 nucleotides long. RefSeq lists its product as uncharacterized. The transcript is spliced from 5 exons. Lineage: Eukaryota; Viridiplantae; Streptophyta; Magnoliopsida; Poales; Poaceae. Bases 168 to 584 code for a protein of 138 amino acids. The record is from RefSeq and is a predicted model, not a curated record.
CUCCGCCGCCUCCGCUCCCCCCUCCGCCUCCACCGCCCAUUCGUCCUCCUCCCGUCACCGGCGCCGUCACCUCCGUCCUCCGUCCACCCCCUACCUCCCAUCCGCAAACCGUGCGCACGCCGGAGCGGAGGAGUCGGCGACGCCACGAGCAGGGGCAAGGCGAGGAGAUGUUCUCCGGCGACUGGACGCCGCCGUGCGGCAGCUGCUGCACCAAGAAGUACGCGACCCUCGUACAAAUCCCAUGGAGGGUGUUCUGCAAGAAGGGGUGCAACGCGGACGGAGACACCUGGGAGGAGUGCAUAGGCAAAUGCACUGAGAUAUGCUACAAAGAUCCAGUGUUGGAAGAUCGCCAGUGGAGCGCUUACAUCGAUCGGUCGCCAGGAGAGGACAGUUACUCCUUGGAGUGCUUCAAUGCUUGUAUUUCUGGAUGUGGAUACAGGUUUGAUGUACCAGCGGAGAAAGUCGGGCAAAUCAAGCCGAACAGACCUUCCAAGCCACCACCUCCCGUGGUAGAACAGACACAGGCUACUGGUUCAGAACCUGUCGUGAAAGGCGAAGACAAUGUGCCUGGGACAUCAGCGUAGCUUAUGGGUCCCAAAAUUUUGUAAACCUGAGAUUAUCACCGAUUUUCUAGGUUGCGAUGUAUGCUUCAAAUAUUUAGUCCGACUCGCCCUGGACUAAGAUGCUAACUAGGGUAUAUGGAGGAAAUGUUUUAAUCCCAUUGCAAUCUGUUGUUUCUUGGGUUGCUCCUGUUCCACUCAUGACAUCAAGAGGUUAUUUUUGUGCA